Molecule: messenger RNA, 1426 nt
Organism: Cucurbitaria berberidis CBS 394.84
Lineage: Eukaryota; Fungi; Ascomycota; Dothideomycetes; Pleosporales; Cucurbitariaceae
Exons: 1
Coding region: 144-1322 (392 amino acids)
Source: RefSeq, a predicted model, not a curated record
CCGAUAAUCCCCACUUCUGCAGCCGGUCAAACCUGCGCGGGAUGCUCCCACCAGGCAUCCGUAGCUACGCAUGCACUUUUACCCUCAAUUGAACCAUCCAAAGCCCACAUCCGGCACAUCCCUAAGCUCCAUCACUACCAGCCAUGGUUAAAGGGGAAAUCCUCACCUUCGGCGCUGCCGCGGGUGCGAUUGGCGGUGCCUACAAACUCGGCGAGUUCAUGCUCAGAGCCAAACGCCUUCGCGACGUUGGCCCCUCCAAUGCAGUCUACGUGCGCAUCAUCGGCCGCGUACGCUCCGAUCUCGAUGAAGUCAAGCGCCUCCUCUCUGUCCGCGAAGUCCAUGAUGCCCUCGAAUCCAAUCCCGAAAAGUCAAAAUGGGUAUAUGGAGCCAUGCGAGACGUGCGCGGCGCCCUCGAGAAUAUCACGCCACAUACUGAACGUGUUGGCGGCGAUGUCGAGGAUGGACGCCGCGUUGGUGUUAGGCAUCGUGUUUACUGGCUUGUCAGCGAGAAGGAGAAGCUGGAGAACAGGGAGAAGGAGCUGAACAUCGCGCAUGCCAGUUUGACAGAGGUCCUCGGCUACUUGACGGCUCUUGAGCCUGUCGAGGAGAAGCACAAGCCCAAGAAGUCGUCGUCGAAGAAAGACACCCACGUCGACAUCGACAUUGACAUCAAGCGCGACGCUCCUCAGCAUACCACCGAACGCGUCGAGAGAGACGUCUGGGUCGAGCGCGACGCUGCUCCCAGGAGGGUCGAGGAACACCGCGACGUCUGGAUCGAGCAUGAUCGCCAGGGCCCUCCUCCAGCUCACUAUGAAGAACAUCGCGACGUCUACGUCAACGAGCGGGAGCGCGGCCCCCAACACUACGAGGAGCACGACGUCCAUGCUCAGCACGGCCGCGAUCCCCGCUAUGAAGCUCAGCACAGCCGCGAUCCUCGCUAUGAGGCUCAAUACGACGAGCGUUACGAGCAGCACGAUCACUACGAACGCCGCCCGCAAUACCCCGAGGAGCGCCGCCAUGACGAACGCCCGUUCCCCGAGCCUCUUGGCCGCCGCCCGGAGUCUUUUGAGGACCGCCUCCCCGAGCGCGAUACCUGGAUGCAGAGCGAAGCGCGUAACCGAUCCCGUGGGGGCCAGGGCGGGCCUUAUGGACAGUACGCGGAGUACGGUGCACCCCAGCCUGUGGGAGCGGCCCAUUACCACCGUAGGUUUCAAGGAGACGCAGGCUUUGGUGAUGAAGAGAUACUGAAUCCCCAACCAGUGCCUUUGGACAGGAAGUAUGCGGAACGCGAGGUGAGUGGUCAUCGAUACAGCAAGCUGUAGUCAGCAAGAAGCUGAUUGUGGAGUAGAUGUGGAUUGAGGAAAAGGAGGAUUAUAGGUUCGAUGAGUAUGGCAAUAAGCUGCCUGAUAGGUACUUCCAACCCCCG